This is a messenger RNA of Centrocercus urophasianus (Greater sage-grouse), 2581 nucleotides long. It is a transcript of the gene PCGF6, whose product is annotated as polycomb group ring finger 6. Bases 28 to 1005 code for a protein of 325 amino acids. Lineage: Eukaryota; Metazoa; Chordata; Aves; Galliformes; Phasianidae. Gene Ontology annotation, cellular component: PRC1 complex. The record is from RefSeq and is a predicted model, not a curated record. Gene Ontology annotation, biological process: regulation of transcription by RNA polymerase II. The transcript is spliced from 10 exons.
GCUCGCUCCCCGCCCUCAGCCCGAGCCAUGGAGGCGGAGGCGGAUGCGGGCUCUGUGGUUUCGGGGCUGUCGGGAGGGGAUGGUGCCGGCGCGGGCCCCGCCGAUGAGGACCAGGAGAUGGAGGGAGCCCCUGGCUGCUCGGGGUCGCGCUCCCUGCCCUUCGAGUUCGAGCGGAGCCGCUCGGAAUCCAGCGGCGAUGAGGACGAUGAAGAUGACGAGGAGGAGGAGAUGGAGGAAGAAGAGCUCGAGGGGGACUCCGGGGUUCGCUUUGGUACAGACGACGGCGAGCUCGACUCGGACGACGACCGGGAGCGUAUGAUAAACCUGGCAGAGUUGACCCCUUACAUCCUGUGUUCCAUCUGCAAAGGUUACUUUAUUGAUGCUACAACUAUUACAGAGUGUCUGCACACCUUUUGUAAAAGCUGCAUAGUGAGACACUUCUACUAUAGCAACAGAUGUCCAAAAUGCAAUAUAGUUGUACAUCAGACACAGCCCCUCUAUAACAUCAGACUGGACAGGCAACUACAAGACAUAGUCUAUAAAUUAGUUGUCAAUUUGGAGGAAAGAGAAAAAAAACAAAUGCAUGACUUCUAUAAAGAAAGAGGAUUAGAAGUGCCCAAACCAGCUGUCCCACAGCCAGUUCCAGCAAGCAGAGGAAGACCUCGAAAAGUUCUGGGCUCCGUGUUCCGGAUCCCACCAGAACUUGACAUCUCAAUACUGCUCGAAUUCAUUGGAGCUAACGAAGGCACAGGGAAUUUUAAGCCUUUGGAAAAGAAGUUUGUGCGUGUUUCAGGGGAGGCAACGAUUGGACACGUGGAGAAAUUCCUCAGAAGGAAGAUGGAUCUGGAUCCUGCUUGUCAGGUAGACAUAAUAUGUGGUGAUCACCUGCUAGAGCACUACCAGACACUGAGGGAGAUCCGGCAAGUCAUAGGAGAGAGUGCUGUACAGGAUGGCUUGCUUGUGCUGCACUAUGGCCUGGUGGUAUCUCCCCUCACCAUUCCUUAGAUUGCUACGCUAUCAGGAUGUGAAAGAAUCCAAAGUCAUGAAGCUCCUUCACUGCUGUUUCUCACCAAAGAACGCCAUCAUGUUUUCUGUGACAGGAAGCAAGUAGAAGAAACUAUCACUGACUGCUGUAUGCUUGUAACUUACAUCUGACUUUAGCACUAUUUUUUGUUUGUUUGUUUUUUAAGUGUUCAGUACAUACAGCUAUCAAUUUUCACUUAGCUCAGGGACUUUAAAUGCUCAGAGUUGCUGCAUUUCUUUAAAUAAUUCUUAAAACCACAAGAUCUCACAGGGUAAACAGGCUUUUUCCUUAAGCUAUGGGAUUUUGCUUACUUCCUAAGUGUCUAGCUAGAACAGUAUUCUCAGGGAUGAUCUUCAGUGGGCAGUACACUGUAUUCUGGGGUGGAAACAGUCAUAGGGUGCAGAAAAGCUUGUAGCGAUCAUCUGACUUCAGAUGUGAUUCAGGAGAGGAAGGAGACUCUUCAAAUGGAGACCAAAAUAGGUAGGAAAUGAUGUCUCACAAACUUUAUUCGGUUGUUUUUCUUGAAGAAAAACAAUUUUGAUUGCACUUGAAAAAUAUUUGCUGGUAGUUUGACUUACAUCAAGUUGUGGGUCACGCAUCUCUAGUCUGAAUGGAGGUGAGCUGGCUGUAAGCUGGUUAAACUAUGCAUGGAGGGGGAAAAAAAAGCAUCACCUCGUUCUACCUGCUUGCUGUAUUUUAAAAUAGCCUAAUUCUGCUGUCGUGUAAAAUCUGUCAUAUGACUUGACUAGCAGGAGCACAGUUUCCUUCAUUCCAGCACACAGCUUUCUAGCAGUAGUGAAAAAUGGUAGCUUUUUCCACUCUUCCCAGUAUGUGUUAGUGAAUUGUAGUGGAGAGUGGGUCUGAAGGGUUAAAUAGCAUAGUGUGUGCCUCUUCAUACCGCCUUUAUGGAGGGUAGUAGGUAACAUUUUUGUUCAUUUGUUUCAACGUAUUAAAUUACUAGGUUUUGGGACAGCUGUAGUAUUCCAGUUCUGUCCUGUUGAAGUUUUUCAUGGUCUCUUGUGCAGCAUUAAGGAACAGAGCUUUCUGUGCAAUGCUCUUGCUGCACGUUCUGUCUUAUGUGUGGGGAUUCAUGAAAGCCACUGUUAAGAACCAGGCUGCCUCUAUAGUCAGCGUAGUGAAGGGAAGAAGAUUCCUUAGUGAGGCAUUUUAGAGCACUUAAGUUAGCUCAAAUGUGUUUGCUUACUGUCCUAUUUGCUGCAGUGCUGUCAGCAUACUAAUACUGGCAUUUCUUGUCUAAAGAAAGCUUUCAUGAAUCCUUCUUCAGCUCUUUACAGAAAGUGUUAAGUUUUGCCUGUGAAGGCAACACCACAAAAAAAAAAGUCUUAUUUGAAGUAGUUCUUGUGAUGCUUCUAAAAAAAAAGAACAAAGACAUGUCUAACUAUAAUUGCCUAUUUUCCCUUCGAAGUUUGUACAAAAGUAGUGUUUAAAAUACAUUAGAAAAUUGAUUGAAUUAUUUUGUAAAGACUUUGUGAGUUGUGUUGAUAAGAGACUAUAUAUUGUAAUGGUAAAAUAAAAUUUAUUUUAGCCAAUUUUAAA